Messenger RNA from Adelges cooleyi (spruce gall adelgid), 2145 nucleotides. RefSeq names its product PP2C-like domain-containing protein CG9801. The record is from RefSeq and is a predicted model, not a curated record. Bases 262 to 1767 code for a protein of 501 amino acids. The transcript is spliced from 5 exons. NCBI's taxonomy places the organism in Eukaryota, Metazoa, Arthropoda, Insecta, Hemiptera, Adelgidae.
UUAUUCAUUAUCACUAUUCAAUAGUCAUUACGUUUAAGUACUUGGAAGUUGGAAUACCUAACUAAAAUAAUUGUCAACAUUUCGACGUUGAAUUCACUACGUACAGAAACUGAACAAUAAAAUAAUUUCUUUUAAGUUUUCUCUAAAAAAAUAUUGCUAUUUAAUUCAACGGAGUUGUAAUUUACACUCCCCACGUCUGAUAUGGAAAGUUAUUAAAAAACAAAAAUGGUGUCGAAUUUAUAAAAUAAAAUAUCUAGAGCAAUGCCUUCAUUUAAGCAAAAAUUUUCUGGAUUUUUCCGUCAGUUUUCUACACCUUCAGAAUCGAGAAACGACGACAAUGCAUCUAAUCGUUUCAUUAAGAAAUACCUCAACGGAAACGAAAUAAAUAAAAACGCUCCUGUUAUAUUGCACGGGAGGACUCCUCAAGAAGUACCGCCACAGCCAUUGGGACAGAUUUCAAGUUAUGAUGUGAUUUCGUCUUUGACUGGGCCUCACGGGGGACUCAUGUCGGUCAAUCAAACAGAAAAACAAAUAUCGGCGAGUGAUUCAGAAAUAAAUUUCAUUGAUAAUAUCGACGAGGAAUGUGAUAAUGGAAGAAAAAUGGUUUCUACGUCUACUAUUGAUAUGGCCAAUACCGCUGAGGAAACGUCUAAUUCAGAAUCUAAACCAAAUAUUUUAAAAAAACUCAGUAAGUUUUAUUUACUUUAUUUAGUUGUUUUAAAUUAUAUACAUUGUUUUGACCAAUCAGGAAAUCAUCUGGUUGCUGGUGUUGAGAACUGGAAUAGCCAGCAUACAAAUGCUUAUGGCGCUAGUUGUUCGUUGUACGAAGUACAUCCUAUUACACAUCGACAUACUGGUGAUCCAAUAGCUGACUGUUUUGCCAUUGUAACCCGAGCAAAUUCUGCAAUUAUGGUAUUGGCCGACGGGGUCAACUGGGGUGUUAAGUCCAGAACAGCGGCUAGAUCCGCUGUACACGGAUGUGUGGAUUAUUUAAAUAAAAAAUUGUUUCCUACUGUUAAAGAAUCACCAAAAAACACUACAGAUGUUCUUUUGACUUUACUACGAUCAUUCCAUGCAGCUCACAAUAUGAUUCUUCAAGAAGAAGGAACUUUAACAACUUUAACGGCGGUUGUAGUACUUCCAUCGGUUGUCGAUAACCAAUUUGUCGCUUGUUGCUGUAACGUUGGAGACAGCUUAGGUUAUGUGUACAGCCCAAAGUAUGGAGUGCGAGAACUCACUCAGGGUUCUCACGACAUUCACAGAAUGAGGGACAUGAGAGACGUCAUGGGCGCCUUAGGUCCUGUUGACGGACAAAAUCCAGAGUUAUCGAAUUUGACUUUAUCAAUUACGCAAGUGGAUUUAGGAGAUAUUGUUUUCAUUACUUCCGACGGCGUCUCUGAUAACUUGGAUCCUGUCGUAGGACAUUUUACAGGACUUCCCAGUGUAGAAGCGUAUCAAAGACACAAAUUAUCACUUUUGAGAACUGAGGAUUUAAUAAGAAACGGCGUGUCAGGUAAAGGACCUGCAGUUGACACGCCCAAAGACUUGGUAACUCUAUUGUUAGAUUUUGUCACCAGACUCACUGCGGCUAAACGACGGAUACUAGAAGACAUAGACAUAUAUGCAGACGUAAAUGGAAAACCGUUGGCACAAGGAGAGGUAAGACAAAAGAGAAAGGAGGUCAUUAGGAAAAUGCCAUUGUUUGGGGUGCCAGGCAAGUUAGAUCAUGCCACAGUUGUUGCGUACAAAGUCAGUUCCAGUACAUAAAAGUAUAGUUUGAAAUCUUAAAAGGCAAACAUUUGUUAUGUGCAUCUUUUUAUUAUUCAUUUUUACAUAUUGAUUUAUUUUUGUUUGGUUCUACAUUUUGUUAUAAAGUUUGUUUUUAAAUGUUAUUAUUAUUAUUUUUUGUAGUUCUACCAGUAAUUAUAUUAGCUAUAAAGAAAGUUAGUUAUGUUUUACAGUUGUCAAAAAGAGUAUAAUUCGAACAUAAAUAGUAGUCAUUUUUAAUACUUUUAUAAUAGAUGUUUAAAAAUUCUUUAAUUUAUAAAUUUCUAACAAUAUUAAAUUUGUGAUUGAUGACAAAGACAUUAAUUUUUACUUAAUUAUAUUUAAUUGAAGUGUAAUUAAUAGUGCAAUAUUAUUUCC